AUGGCGGCUCCAGUCGUCCUUCGUAGGAUCUGUGGCCAAGAAGAAGUAGUGAUCCCUUAUGCUUCCGACAGUGACUCAGAAAGUGUGGAUUUGCAGCUGAGCAACUUAGAAGAUGUUAAAAAAGACCCAAGUAGUCUUGAAAUUACAGAUUUGGACAUCUCUGAUAUCACUGGACUACCUCAGGAGUCCCUCACAGAUACCUCCGGCCACCUGACCUACUACAGACCUGUUGGUGAGGCCAUCAUUGAGAGGCUGAUCAGAUCUGUACAUGACUUUUUUAAUGGUGAGCUAAAGGGUGAAUUUGAGAAGCUGACAUUCCUAAGAUCUUUGUCUUGUCUCAGUCGAACUUUAACUUAUGAUGAAAACACAGAAUCAUUCAUUAAAAGCCACAUAACAGACAUUGUGCGUAUCCUAAAUGAAAGAGACUCUGAUUCUCCACCCCUACAUCAAUCAGAUGUGGCUGAGUGCCGCACCUACAGUGAAGGCAUGACUUUUGGGCACCCCUCUGUGUACUGGAGGCAGUUCCCAGAGAAGGGGGGUUGCUGUGAUCUAGGCAGUCAUGUGGUAUUGCGAACAGAGCCCCCACAUUCUCUUCUCAGCCCUGUGCGCCUGGAGGUCUUCAUCACCAUUGCUGACUUCAGUUCUCAAGGUAUCCAUUUGGUGUUUGGCUCUGAAGAUCGAGCUGAAUUGUUCAGUCUUAUCAUCAAAACUAUGAUUCCUCUUCCUCCCGUGGAGACCCUUGCCCAGCUGCAGGAAAUCAUGCCACGUGGGUCAGACAACUUAAAGUGUCUCUACAGGCAGACGUUUCAGGCAUUCUAUGAGAUGCUCCAGAGUUUGGUGGUAAGAGACCCACACUUGGAAAAUCUUGACACCAUUUUUGAGCUUCCACUUCAGUUCCAAAGACUUGGAUACCUGGUGGCCCUCAUGGCACUGCUGUGUGGGGACCCGCUGAAAGAAAUAGCUGAGGAGGCUGCAGAGGGCACACACUACCUGCUGCAUAUCACCCUGAAGCUGAAAUAUAUCAAUCAUGACAGGAAAUAUCACCAAAGCUUUCAGAAAGCAAUGAAAAAAUGCCGAGAAUUCCUAGAGCUCUACAGUAUCAAACACUUCUACAGUUGUCCCUUCAGAAUUGCCCAGGUGCCAGAAAUUAUGGGAGUUAUCUGUGCCCGGUUAUCCCUAAUCAGCCAGCCAAGUAUCCGCCAACAAAUCAUAAAUACUGUGAGCUUGUUUAUCUCCAGGCCCAGAUAUACAGAUACAGUACUCAGUCACCUUCUAUGUCAUCCAGUACCAUAUGACAGGCAUCUGGUUGAGUUGUGGAGAACACUGGAGGUAAAGCUGCCCAACACGACCUGGAUUCUGUGGAGACUCCUGAGGAAGUUGCAGAAAUGCCAUAAUGUGCCCACUCAGGAGAAGAUGGCCUAUGUGGCUGUUGCUGCAACAGAUGCCCUUUAUGAGGUGUUUAUGGGAAACAGGCUCCGAGCAGCUACGUUCCGACUCUUUCCUCAGCUUCUCAUGACACUGCUCGUCCAGAUUCACCACAGCAUUGGCCUCACCAUGUCUGAUGUCACCAUCCCACGCGGCCUGUAUGCAGACCAAGAAGUACCGUCAGAGGUCACCCCUUUGUGUUUCGCCAUACAGGCUGUAAAGACCCUCCUUCUCAGAACAUUAUGCUGGCAGGAAUUCAGCAUCAUGGAAAAGAAUAAAGGAUGGACUCUUCUGGAAGGAAAAGAUUGCCACCUUCAGGGAGUAUCUCUCCUUGCCAAUGCUUUGCUGAAAAGAAAUCACCUCUUUGCACAGAAGGUCAUGUACUUGUUAGUCCCUCUUCUUAACCGAGGAAACGAUAAGCAUAAAAUCACAUCUGCGGGCUUUUUUGUGGAGCUUCUCCAGAGUCCAGUGGCUAGGAGACUGCCCAGCAUAUAUUCUGUUGCCCGCUUGAAAGACUGGCUACAUCAUGAGAAUAAUCUCUUCAAAGUUCUUGGCCUGAGGGGACUAUACUGUCUCCUCAGACACCAGGAGAUGAGGGAAGCUAUCAAGAGGGUGUUGCCACACAUCUUAGACAGCUUAUGUGAAACUGACGAGAGGAUUGUGCUGUUGGCCAUCCAGAUACUCUUGCACUUUGUCCGUUCAAUGGAUUUUACCACCCUGGCUGACAUGAUGAGGACACUGUUUUCCUUGUUUGGUGAUGUGAGACCGAAUGUUCAUCAUCUCUCCAUGACCCUCUUUGGAGCCUCCAUAAAGUCUGUGAAAUACUCAUAUAAGAAGGGUGUAGAGAACCAAGUCUUGGACAGCUUGGUCCCACUACUUCUGUAUUCUCAGGAUGAAAAUGAUGCCAUAGCUGAGGAGAGCAGACGAGUCCUAUGUAUAUGUGCCCAGUUCCUGAAGUGGAAGCUGCCCCAAGAAGUGUACUGCAAAGAUCCCUGGUACAGCAAACCUAACAAAGUUGGAACAAUCUGCAAAUUCUUUGAAAAAAAAUGCAAGGGGAAAGUUAACCUCAUAGGCCAAACAUUGAUGUACUCCAAGAAUGCAAAACUUCCUAUCAGAAGAGCAGCAACAUUAUUUGUAGGACUCUUAGCAAAGUACAUGGAUUACAGUGAGCUCAAGAUGAAGGGUACUGACAGGAUAGAGGAUGAUCUGAGAGAGAUGCUGCAUGAUCCUGAUCCCUCUGUACACAUCUUAGCCUCCCAGGCUCUGUUCCGCGUCUGGAAGGCAAAGUCUGAACCUGAACCCAGCCAGAGAGUUUGCAGGCUGAGAAAGCUCAUGGGCUGUCUCUCUACCUAG
Messenger RNA from Orycteropus afer afer, 2778 nucleotides. The record is from RefSeq and is a predicted model, not a curated record. Lineage: Eukaryota; Metazoa; Chordata; Mammalia; Tubulidentata; Orycteropodidae.